Panicum hallii is the source of this 1142-nucleotide messenger RNA. Its product is annotated as ER lumen protein-retaining receptor A. Gene Ontology annotation, cellular component: endoplasmic reticulum; cis-Golgi network; membrane. Gene Ontology annotation, molecular function: ER lumen protein retrieval receptor activity. NCBI's taxonomy places the organism in Eukaryota, Viridiplantae, Streptophyta, Magnoliopsida, Poales, Poaceae. The transcript has 6 exons. Gene Ontology annotation, biological process: protein retention in ER lumen; endoplasmic reticulum to Golgi vesicle-mediated transport. The record is from RefSeq and is a predicted model, not a curated record. Bases 165 to 812 code for a protein of 215 amino acids.
CCUCACCGGUCCACGACGCUGGCACCUCCCUUCCCGUUCCUUCCUGUGCUGGCGUCCUGCCUACCUCCGCUCCGCCAUUCCUCUGCGCAUCUGGAGCUGUUGUUUCUAAACCCACAAACCCUAGCCGCUGCGCCGCCGGCGCCGCCACCGCCGGCGCCGCAGCCAUGAACGCCUUCCGGUUCCUCGGGGACAUGACCCACCUCUUCUCGGUCCUCGUCCUCCUCCUCAAGAUCUACGCCACCAAGUCCUGCUCAGGGGUGUCGAGGAAGACGCAGGAGCUGUACAUGUUGGUGUUCGUCGCGAGGUACCUGGACCUCUUCACGGACUACCUCUCACUCUACAACUCGGUGAUGAAGGUGGUGUUCAUCACCAGCUCGGCGGCGAUCGUAUGGUGCAUGCGCCGCCACCCGCAGGUGCGCCGAACGUACGACAAAGAGCAGGACACAUUCCGCCAUGUGGUUCUCGUCGCUGCCGCAUUCCUUCUCGCGCUGAUAUUCAACGAGCGGUUCACCUUCCGGGAGAUAUGCUGGGCAUUUUCAAUCUAUUUGGAAGCAGUGGCAAUUCUCCCGCAGUUAGUGUUACUCCAGAGAAGCAGAAAUGUGGAUAACUUGACUGGACAAUAUGUUUUCUUCCUUGGGGCCUAUCGUGCGUUCUACAUUCUAAACUGGAUUUACCGUUAUUUCACGGAGGGUCAUCAGAGCAGAUGGAUCCCUUGGCUUGCUGGUUUGGUGCAAACAGCUCUGUAUGCAGAUUUCUUUUACUACUACUUCUUAAGUUGGAAGAACAACGUGAAGCUCGAGUUGCCUGCUUGAGCAUGCCUUGAUGUGCCGAAAGAAUGUGCACACCACGUGACUCAAGUGUUCUAGAAAUUAGUUGAUUAUAUGGGCAGGGAGAGACUUGGUAAUGAGGUGGAGCAGUUGCAAUUGAUACCAUAGUCUUGCCUGCGAGAAUUGAUAUUUGUGUUUCCCAUGGCAAAGUCUAUACGUUUCAGAAGCUAACAGUUGCUGCUGCACAGAAGUAGACUAGCCCCUUUUUGUACCUGCUACCUUUGAUAUGGAAAAUCACAUACAAUUUCAGUUGGUCUGUUGUUUACUCUCGCUCUGUUUCACUCGUCGGAAACAAAAACAUAUGAUUCCAGUGCU